Molecule: messenger RNA, 2604 nt
Organism: Dendronephthya gigantea
Lineage: Eukaryota; Metazoa; Cnidaria; Anthozoa; Malacalcyonacea; Nephtheidae
Exons: 9
Coding region: 106-2022 (638 amino acids)
Source: RefSeq, a predicted model, not a curated record
AAAUGAUAGGCGAGAGAAGCUCCUUGUUGUAAAUAAACAAAUGGCUUGGAAUUUUCAUUAGAAUUUGGAAAAUUGUCGCGUCAACUUAUCUUGUAGGAUAUAACGAUGAUCCGGCCAAGAUAUCUGUUUUCGAUUCUGUUACUACUAGUCCUAUAUACCUGCUCAGCUCUCGCAAAUGUCGACCCGAAAGCAAAGCAAGAAGUUUCAAAGAAUGGCCAAAAGCGCCUCGAUAUACAUGCAAGCAAAUGGAGAGAAGCUCAAAACGCAAUAAACAGUCUCAUUGACGAAAGCAUAUCAAACGAAGUAGCCAAAGCAAAGAUGGAAGUUAAAGCGUUGUUGGAGAAAAAUAUAGCCAAACAUUUGCAUGAAGCAAGCAGACAAGUCAUGCACAGCAGGUUGUCACAAAAUGAUGAGUUGGAACCAGCUACCGAGUUCGUUGAAGGUUCACGUGCCUGUCAAGACGAGAUUGAAAACUGUGCUGCCUUAGCUGCCUCCGGCGUGUGUGACACGUCGAGAGCAGCAAUGAAGAAACAUUGUGCACGAACAUGUGAGCUGUGUGACGAUGAAGGCGCAGACCUUCCACCGGCUUCACCAGCACAUGGGCAAUCUGCAAAUAGCGACACGUGGACCAUCAUCGGUGCUAAUGGUGAGAGGUUCACGACUUCAAUCAAAGACAUCGAAAGUGGUACACGGAAAGCCUCGAUCACUUCAGCGCAAGUCGAACGCCUCUUGGAUUAUGUCAAGCACAAUGCGCCGCAUUUGAAACUCGAGAAAGUCAAACCAGGCGUACUGAAACUGAUAAAAAUACCGGAUAAGAAGCAACCAACUCCUCAUAAAAUCACACUAAAACCGCAAAAGGAUAAACCCAAGAAGGUCGAGAAACAGAAAGAUAAACCAGAAAAGACCAAACCCAAGGAAGAAAUUCAUCCUGACAACUACUGGAGAUUGAAAGAAGACAAAAACGAGAAGAUUGACUUUAUGCCUAAACAUCCAAAAGCUAAAGGGCCAAUGAUACAUUUCGAUCUCUCUACCAUUGCAAAAGACAAGCCAGGUUCGAUGGCGAAGGCUGUUCAUGUAUACAAGGACGGACCAUCGGAUUCGUUCGCUGUGCAUCAUGCAACAAAAUCUAAAUCAGAAGAGUACUUGAAACACAUUUGUCAUCCCAUGUGUAAAGGACUUGCAUUUCGUCUUGUGCACCUGGAUGUUGUGCUGGUGAACACCAUAAGUCGUUUCCACUGCAUGCUGUGCACCCAAACUCAAGUGCGCAAAUCUCACUGCCAUCCACUAUGCAAGACGAAUUGUCUUUCUUCUUGCCCUCUAAGUUGCUGCAGCCGUAAGGACCGAUUGAAGGAGAAAUGCCAUCCAUUAUGUCGCAAAACAUGUCUGCCGGCGUGUCCGGGUGAAUGUUGUGCGAAGGAUGCAAAGGGACACAGAAUGAUCAUGAAAAGUAGUGACCAAAAAACGAAAGCUGUUGCAAAGGUCGCGACAAGGAAAACUUGCCCUGGAUUGUGUCCAGAUUCUUGUGCUCCGGCCUGCCAUGACGGUUGUUGUAGCUCAAAGAAAAUGACCUUGUCUCGCAGUAAACCGCUGGUACACUCGGUCCCCUCAGGUUGUACAGCGAACUGCGUUUACGAAUGUAUCCCUGGAUGUCCCCCAGCAUGCUGCACGAAGUCCCUUGGUGCACCUGAGGUUUCAAGAUAUACAUAUACACAACCCGAGCCAGAAACUCCCGAUCCUGCUCCGGUUAUGAUUUCAUUUCCGCAGCCAUUUAUUUCGCCGUAUAUCGAACAGCCUCAGAUGAAUCCGCAAGAACAAGCUCAAGCUAUGUACAGUGCGGAGGAACAACUAACAGCCAAGAAUACAAAUUCCGCAAGUGCGGACAGCCAAUCAGUGAACGCCAACGCCGUCAAUCAAAACCAAGGAGAUUCAACAGCUCUUUUCGCGCCAAAACAUUGCCCAUCAUCUUGUCUGACACACUGCAGCCCUGAGUGCGUACGGUCUGAUUGCUGUGAUUUGGAUUAGUUGGCUGCAUGUCAUGCGACGCCGAGAGACAAUAAGUAACAUAAUUUGAGGAGUGUGACUCAGAUAUUAAACUAUGUUAAAAAUUGUAGAUAAAUCAAACGUGUUUAGGUUUCAAUCUGUACCCUAACAAUUAUAGCACAGUAUUGAUUGAAGUUGAAUUAUUGCUGCAAUUCCAAUAACAACGUUCGGGGCAUGCUCAGUUGAAGCUCGAUUAAGACUAUAAAACUCUCUUUACCAUAAAAAGGAACUUACUUUUGGGAAGAUUCAACCUCGCUACUGAAUAGAUUGUUGUUUAAUUUGUGGGUUGCGUCGAAUCAUGUAGGAUUAUCGCCUAUUGCAAGUUUGAAAGUUAUACUUAAAUAACUUUUUAUCCGAAAUUCUAACUCCGUUCACUAUUAAUAUUGAUCGGUUUUCUAAGAAAAAAUAAUCAUAUGAAUACUUAUGACAAGGCUCAUGCAUAUAACACACCAAGCUGUGUAAACGAUAUAAUAUAAUAUAAAACAUACUCCGAAAAUAUAAAACAUCCUGUAAACUUAAGAUGUAAACUGUAGUUCUUAAAAAGACAUGACACAAAAUUCAGGU